AUGCCUUUCCAAUCCGACUACACCUCUCCGGAUCUGACCCAUCUUGGAUCCACCUCCGACGACGCCAUUGUCUACAACCUCUCGUCACGGUGGAAACAAAAGCUCCCCUAUACUCGCAUCAAUGCAUCCACUCUUGUCGCAGUCAACCCUUACGAAGUGCUACCUUUGUUGAACGACGCCCACGCCGAGCAAUAUGCAGACCAGUGUUACCGUAAUGUGGGCGAGGCCACAUCAGGAUCUGGACUCAACCUCGCGCCCAUUGAGCCCAUGCAAGGCAAACGCGAUAACAAAUCAAAAAACAAGGGCGGAGACCGGCAUAGUCAACACAGUAGCAUCCAUGGAUCCAGCAGUAUCGCGCCACACCCCUUCGAGCUGGCUGGAAGAAUCUACCUCCACCUUCGACGCACUGGCCAGGAUCAAACUGUUGUUAUGAGGCAAGAGUCGCGCGUCGCCUCACAGCUGCAGCAGGCACAGCAGAUUCUGGAUGCCUUUGGAUGCGCCUACACCAAUGACAACAAGAACGCCAGCAUGUUUUCCAAGUUCCUCGAAAUCCAGUUCAAUGAGCGGGGAAGGAUCCUGGGAGGAAAGACGCUGUGCUACCUGCUCAAUGCGUCACGGGUAACAAAGAUCCCUCAAGAUGAGCGCACCUUCCAUGUCUUUUACUACCUCCUGCACGCCAACCAGGACGCGUUUUCAGACCAGGACAAAUCGCAGCUCAGACUCCAAGAAACCUUUACCUACAUCAACCAGUCAAGGCUGGCCCGACAGGACACCAUCAGUCAAGGCGGAUUGGGCGCUAGCCCAGCCACUGCCACUUCCGUACCUGCUCCCAAUUCUCAUGCUGUCGCCGUUUCGGCCGGCAUGGGCACGGAUGAUACCCUUGGCUUUGAACAACUCAAACGCGCCAUGUCAACAUGUGGUUUCAAACCAAGACAAACUCAGCAUAUCUGGAGACUUUUGGCUGCCAUCCUCCACCUUGGCAACCUACAGUUCACCGACCCUGUCUCUGCAAGUAAGCAGAGUACCGUCCAGGAAGCGGCUGCCAUUCGUAAUCCAGACGUCCUCGACCUCAUCGCCGACAUCCUCGGUGUUCCCAGUGAUAAACUGAUGACAGCAUUGACAUACAAGUCCAAGUUGAUCCGCAGGGAUCUCUGCACCGUCGUGCUAAACAGUCAUGGAGCAAUUGCCCAUCGUGACUCUCUCGCAAAGGCCCUCUACAUGGCUCUCUUUGGGUACCUUGUCGAGCAGAUCAACAAAACCCUCUGCCACUCUGAGCCGGCCAACUUUGUUGCGAUCCUAGAUCAACCAGGUCUGGCCGAGGCCCCCAGCAGCUCUGCGAUUCAUCUGGCCAGCUUUGAACAGUUCUCGGCCAACUUUGCCAACGAGCUGUUGCACGGGUUCGUGGGAAGGAGGAUGCUCGAUGACACUGUCGGAUUCAACAAGCUCCAGGUUCAAGAUGGUAUUCAGCUCCCUGGACCAAUACAACGAGUCAAUACCAACAACACCUCGGGCAAUACCCACGCCAACAACAGUGCGCUCUUCGACAACAAUUGCUUGAGCUUCUUGGUUGGCAAAAACUACAAGGAUGACCAGCCUCUAGCUUCGACAGCCAACACAACCACAGCAACAAGUACCGCAGGCUCAAAGGCCGUCCCAUACUCUGUCAGGAUGCAACAGCAGCAACAGCAAGCGGGGACAGCAGCCGCAACCUCUGCAGUCCUCGGAGGAUUAGUUCGUAUCAUGGACGAUUCCAGUGCUCUGUUCAGUCAGGGCACCGCCACAGAUGCUGAUUGUCUUCACAAGGCAACCGUGCAGAUGCGAGGCGACUCACAGAGUCAAGCCAUCUUUUCGACUAACCGCACAUCGUCCAAUUACUUUGCGAUCCAACACUUUACUGGAAAAGUCGAGUACUCGGUCGACGACUUUUUGGAGAAGAACUUGGACCAGAUCUCCCCCGAUUUCCUUGUGCUCCUCCGGAACUCUGCCAACCGCUUCAUUGUCGAUCUGUUCUCGGUCGAGUCCUCCGGUGCCAUUUCCGUCGAGCGCCAUCCCAAGUUCGAAAAGACCAUUGUCAAGGCGCAGCUCCAGACUCGCCCUAAGCGACAGCCCUCUCGCCAGGGCCGGUCCCUGGCUGCCCGUCGGGGUGCCAAUGCGAACAAAGGCUCAGAGAUCCAGCAGCAACAACAAGCGCCUCAAAGUGUCUUGAGCGCUAUGAUGCAGGCGAGGCAGAUGGAAGAGGAUGCAGUAACCGUCAGCACAGUUUUGUCUCAAGUCUUUACAACAGUCCACGACCUGGCCCAGACGAUGGACGAGACCACCCUUUGGCACAUGGUUUGCCUCAGGCCCAACGAUGCCCAGUCGAACUUCUCGGUCGACACCAAAAAGAUGCGGAACCAGGUCAAUGCCUUCAUGCUACCCGAUAUUGCCCAUCGCAAGCGCACGGAGUACACGGUCUCGUACGUCUUUAGUGAGUUCCUGUCUCGGUACGAAAAGACCACUCUCCUCACCAACCUGGCGAUCGAUAGGAGCACAAAGACCGAGAAGGGACAAUGUCUGGAUGUUGCCAAUGCUCCUGGCCGAGGAUGGAAUGCUCCCGAUGGCAAGGUUGGCGCCAAGUUUGCUCUCGGUAACACAUGCGUUUGGCUGGCCGAGGAGGUUUGGAAACAUCUGGAGGAUGACUUGAGAACCGUCGAGAAGGAGGAGCGCCUCAGGAUCAAGCGCGAACAGGCGCAGGCACUUGCAAUGGAAGAGGUAGCCAAAGCUCGCGCUAAGGCUCUGGAAGCUGCUGCCGCUGCUGAAGGUGCCGGGGACCUGGCAAUGAUCAACAGUGGCGACGGCGAGGAGGGAAUCAAGUACGGGCCGGCCUUCUCCAGUACGGACAAGCUGUUUACGACUGCUUUGGGGCUGAAUGGAGACGACGCCGCCUCGGAAGCUGAUGGACUGGACGACGAUAUCUUUUCGGAGUCUGGAGAGAAGGACGACGACAUGAUGAGCGACUAUGGUAUGGCAAGUCUCUCCCACAAUCGCAUUCUGGGACGAGGAUCCAGACGAGACCAAACACUGGCUGCAGGCUCUGGAGGAAAUGGUGGUCAGGGAGGAGGCGAGAAGGGGGGCAAUGGCCGAGCCAACCAAGCCGGAGGUAGGAAGGGUCAGAGUGGUCCAUCAGAGAAGCAACAGAAGCAGGAACCGAUUGAGGAAUUGCCGACGACGCGUGCUCGCAAGCUCUGGGUGGCCUUUACGUGGACCAUGACGUGGUGGAUUCCGUCAUUUAUGCUCUCGAGAUGCGGCAAGAUGACUCGCGAAGAUAUUCGCAUGGCCUGGCGCGAGAAGGUGGCGCUAUGCUACAUCAUCUUCUUCAUGUCGGCUAUCAUCAUCUUUGUCAUUACUGGCUUUGGCAAGAUGAUGUGUCCCGGAGCAGAGCAUCUGUUUUCGUCCAAGGAAGUCGGGUAUCAUGCCUCACCAGACGACUUUUAUGUCUCCCUCCGCGGUAAAGUGUACGACAUCACCAAGUUUGCCAAGAGCGACCACUCCAACGGACACGCGUCGUACCCUUCCGAUACCGCCUACAUGCUCCCCUUUGCAGGCAUGGACUUGACAGAGUAUUUUCCUCUCCAGCUAAACAUUGCCUGCUAUGGACUUGUCACCAGCCCAUCACUCAGCCUGAUCGUCAACAAUACUCUCGUCGGAGUCCAGUUGCAUGGACCACCUACCCCUGACACCACCGUUGGCUGGAAUCAACAAAACAACCAAGGACAAUGGUACUGGAAAGUCGCCUUGCCGAGACUGCAGCCGAUGAAAAAGGGAGAACUGGCAUUUGAGAUGGAUGACAUCAAGGGAGACGAGACCCGCAAGUGGUUUGUCAUCGACAGCGCAGUUUACGACCUGACCAGCUACUUCAACACUGUUCGAGCCCCCGGAAACACCGGUGCGCAAGGGGCCGGUGUGCCGUCGGUUCAUUUCUUGGACAAGACCGUCGAGGACAUGGCCUUCAACAACAACGGCGAGGAUGUCACUGACAUCUGGAAGAAGUUACCUCUCGACUCGCAAAAGCGCGUUUUGACCAAGAGCUGUCUUGACCAGGUAUUUUACGUCGGCAAAGUUGACUAUCGCAAGUCGUUCCAAUGCCAGUUUACCAACUAUAUGCUUCUCAGCACCUCGGUGGUCCUGGUAUCCGUCAUCGCCAUCAAGUUCUUGGCUGCCCUGCAGCUGGGUUCGGUCCGUGUGCCAGAGGAGCACGACAAGUUUGUCAUUGUCCAGAUCCCAUGCUACACCGAGGACGAGGACUCUCUCCGCAAGACCAUCGACUCGAUCACCACUCUUCACUACGAUGACAAGAGGAAAUUGCUCUUUAUUAUCUGCGACGGCAUGAUUAUCGGAAGCGGCAACGACCUACCGACGCCACGCCUUGUGCUCAACAUCCUCGGACACGACCCCAGCUUGGAUCCAGAGCCAUUGGCGUUCAAGAGUAUUGGAGAUGGGUCGAAGCAGUUGAACAUGGGCAAGAUUUACUCUGGUCUAUACGAGCACGAAGGACAUGUAGUACCGUAUAUUGUUGUGUCCAAGGUCGGCAAGCCCAGCGAGCGGAGUCUUCCCGGCAACCGCGGUAAGCGCGAUUCUCAGAUUAUUCUGAUGAAGUUCCUGAACAAGGUCCACUUCGAUUCGCCCAUGUGUCCACUGGAGCUCGAGAUUUACCACCAGAUGAAGAACGUUAUUGGAGUCAACCCGAGCUUUUAUGAGUACAUCCUUCAGGUUGACGCCGAUACAGAGGUCAUGCCCGACGCACUGAACCGACUCGUCAGUUGUAUGAUCCACGAUGGCAAGAUCAUCGGACUUUGUGGCGAGACCCAGCUCGGAAACGAGGAGAACAGCUGGACGACCAUGAUCCAAGUCUACGAGUACUAUAUAUCGCAUCACCUCGCUAAGGCAUUCGAGUCGCUCUUUGGAUCCGUCACUUGCUUGCCUGGCUGCUUCUGUAUGUACCGAGUCCGGACGGUUGCAAAGUCGCUCCCAUUGAUCAUCUCCAGCAAGGUCAUUGAGGAAUACUCGGACAACCAGGUUGAUACUCUCCAUAAGAAGAACCUGCUGUCUCUUGGAGAGGACCGCUACCUGACCACGUUGAUGAUGAAGCACUUUCCUCAGUACAAGAUGACCUUCACCCCAGAUGCCAUGUGCAAGACUGUCGCCCCGGACCGCUGGAGCGUUCUUCUCUCCCAACGUCGCCGAUGGAUCAACUCGACGAUUCACAACCUUGCCGAGCUGAUGUUCCUGCCCGAGAUGUGUGGAUUCUGCUGUUUCUCCAUGCGGUUCAUUGUCUUUUUGGAUCUCUUUGGUACAUUGACCCUGCCUGCAUCUGUUAUCUACCUCGUCUACUUGAUCGUCAUUGUCGCCACCGGCAUGGAAACUCUGCCCAAAAUCUCGCUGAUCCUCCUCGGAGCCGUCUAUGGUCUACAGGCGUUGAUCUUUAUUAUCAAGCGACAAUGGCAACACAUUGGCUGGAUGUUCAUCUACAUUCUCGCUAUCCCGCUGUUCUCGUUCUUUAUCCCCGUCUACUCUUUCUGGCACUUUGACGACUUUUCCUGGGGAAACACCCGUAUGGUUGUGGGCGAGACUGGCUCAGCCAAGAAGGUGGUCAUCAUUGGGGAUGACGAGGAGCCGUUUGACGAGAAGAUGAUCCCGAUGAAGAAGUGGAGCGUGUACGAGCAAGAGAUGUGGGAGAUUGAUUCUGUCGGCAGUCAUGAGAGCAAGGGCACCGUCGUCUCCUAUCGAUCCAAGAUUUCCGAGCAGCAUGGACCUGGUCAUGGCGGAAUGGGUGUCGAUGGACCAGUGCCGGCUUCCCCGAUGUCUGCUGUCGCACGAUCUGUUCAGGGCGGAAUGUCUCUUCCCAUGCACCACCUCUCCUUGUCAGGUUCUCAAGAUGAUCUCGCUUCGAACGGACACGAGUACUACCGAGACACCAAUGUCAUCCAGAAACGGCAGCAGCAAUACUCUGGCAACCCCAUGCUGCAGCAGUACCAGAACCAGUACCACCGCCAUCAAGGGUCGAGGUCGUCAUUGGCGUUCGAGGAGGACAUGCGCCGCAACUCCAUCACUUCUCUUCCUCGGUCUGUGGUCAAUGUCGGUAUGAUACCUCGUCAUGCACCUAGUCCCUCGGUCGGUGGUGGAGGAGGAGUUGGACCCUAUGGACACCGGUACCAGGAUUCCAAUGUUGGAUAUGACUCACCUCAGCAAUUCCCGCCGCAUUCGAUGCCGAUGCAGUCGUCUCCGAUGGUGAUGUACAACCAUGCCCACCGGAUGAGUAUCUCUAGUCAACCUGGUGUCAUGCCCGUGAUGGGAAUGCCGGGUCCUGUACCCUAUGCUGGCAGUGCGGUGCCAUCGUUGAGAGGGGGAGGUUCACAAUAUGGGUCUGGAUCUGUUGUUGGAGUGCCUCUGGAUAAUGGCUACCAUACCCAUGGACAUGGACAUCAUAUGAGGUCUGAGUCGACUGCGAGUGGGAGCGUGGCUCAGUUUGUGUCUCCGACCAUGGGAUCAGAUCAGCCUACGGACGAAGAGCUUGCGAAUGAGAUCCAGAACGUGCUUGCCACCGCCGAUCUCAUGAGUAUCACCAAGAAGCAAGUCCGAGAGAGACUGAUGGCGUUCUUUGGGGUGGAUCUGACGUCGAGGAAGGAGUACAUCAACGAGGUCAUUGAGCGUGUCCUCGAGAGCUAG
Messenger RNA from Linnemannia hyalina, 6705 nucleotides. The record is from the annotation of a GenBank genome assembly. NCBI's taxonomy places the organism in Eukaryota, Fungi, Mortierellomycota, Mortierellomycetes, Mortierellales, Mortierellaceae.